AUGUCUCCGGCGGCUGGAGACGUAGCCCAAACGCCAGAGCCGAAAUCAACAAGCGGCUUUGCCAGCGUAUUCAAGAGCUUGACUGGAAACAGAUCGGCGAAGAACCCAAACCCUAGCUCUCCAACAUCCCUAAAUGGCACAAAUAUUCUGCCUACGGCCCUCUACGUGCAACCGGCGACAUAUGGCGGACCACCCGAUUACGAACACCUUUAUGCACAACUGAAGCAUGGAAAUCCUCUGGGAGAACGACUGGCAGCGGCAGAGGCCCUCCGUCACGCCGUACAAGAUUACCCAUUGACAGGAGUCACUAGUAUAUUCAAGCAGGGUCGAGAUCUUAUCGAAUCGAAGAACCCUCGGGAGGCUCGCAUCGCUGGUUUCGAACUCCUGACUGCUUGUGUACAGCAGACCAUCUCGACGGACCCAGAACGACUGUUUUAUUUCCAUGUUCUUACUGCUCCAGCAAAUCCCGAGGACUUCCACCUCCAGCUUGCAUCCCUAGUGGAAUUGGCAAAAAAUGGAAAGGACCUCGCGGGGUUUCAUUACGAAACGCUGCCCCUCUUGACUUCCUGGUUGAAGCACAAUUUUUCAGUGACUUCUGCCGCUAGGAGAGAGGCGGGUCGUCAAAAUAAGACCUCAAAGAGUAAAGCUCCUCUAGGCGAGGAGACUAACUUAUCGCUCCUAUUUGCCUUCAUUGUUGAUGUUAUCAAGUUCAGUUUCAGUGUAUCGAGUGAGGAAACUACUGGCGACCUUAUCGACGUUGUCCUAUAUAUAUGUGUGAACACGCCACUAUCAGGAGAUCUGAAAGCCUGCAUCAACGUCAUAAACGCGAUCGUCACAUAUGGUGAUAUUCCAAGCAUAAAACUCUUGGGCUGUGUCAAGGUGCUCUGUUCUAUCCAUUGCCUUGUCACUGACGUUCAACCAGAUGCAUGGCGUUCCAUCAGUAACCUUUGCAAAUCCCAUAAUGGUCAGAAGACAGUCAGGAUUCUGCUUAACAUUCUCCAAGAACCACCUGUCGAUGCAUCCAAUGGCAAACAAACGGUACGCGAGAUUAGAGGGGCGCUGUCUGUUCUAGAGAAGCUUUUUGCCAAGGACGGAAAGAAUGGGUAUCCUCUUGUUCCAUUCACUCUGCUUAUCGCUGCACUUGAGAAUGUUGUGGAGGUCGAACACACGAAGGUCGAGAACGACGUCCUACGCUUGAUUCUAUCUCUGUUCAGUGAUGACAGUGAAGAGGUCAAGGUGAAUGUCAUGGAAGAGGAUUGGUCUCUAAUGUUCGAUGUGGUCACCAAAUGUGCACAGCGUGCACUAGAAACCCCGGAUGGACGCCAACUGAUCAGCCGCUCUCGUGUCAACAGUCCUUUAGCCAAGGAAGAUACAAACGAGCAAAGCCUGGCCACUAACUUGGCGCAGACCUUGUAUAGUAUCAUUCUGCGUAUUGAGGAACUUCUUAUUAAAUUCGCCACUAUCGAUUUCUUCCAGAAAGAGGAUUGUAUCAGGUUUUUCGUCACUGUCCACCAGCAUCUCCCGGAAUCGUGCGCAAAGCUGGUCAUUGACCACUAUAUGGAAUACCGCUAUUGCUACCCCUCAGACUUGGAUUGGAAGGAAAACACCAAGAUGAUACUUUCAGCGUUCUUCACAGACCGAUCUCAGCCAACUCAUAUUCGCCUCCAUGCACUGAAAACCAUUACCGAUGUCUUUGAGGUGAUCGAGAUGAUGGAUGAACAUGAGGAUCCGGAUACAGUGCAAGUCUUUGUAAUGUCUAUUCUCGAUGAUAUUGGAGAUGAGAAAGACAUUGCAAUUUUGCAGAAUGUUGUUGCUUUCGCAGUGACGGUCGCGGAGAAGGCUGAUGAAGCGCUAUUCACCUACGUAGUGGACGCGAUUCGAGGAAGCAUCACAAGUGACCGCCUGCAAUCACCGCUUGGAUCCCCCCCGGGUUCUAGACGGGGGUUGAUGAAUCCCAGUAGGCCUACAUCUUCGAUUGUGUCUAACACUUUGAUUCAGACCCCGUCAAAUGUUGUCACAAGAGGCCUCAUUCUGAUAUUUAUGAAGACUAUGGACAGCUCGAGCGCCAAAGCUCUACGCGUCUAUGACGAACUUAUUUGGAUCUCCAAGUCUCACGAAUGCGAGACUGAUGCACGAAUCUCGGCAUUAAAAAUGCUCUCGAGAUUACGAGCGGACUGGGCAAAUGGUAUUUUCUUGACGCCAUUUACGGAAUCUGAUGGACUGGCAGCCACUCUCUACCGAACUCCUGCCUCGCUUGCAAGAAAACAAGCUAUCGAUGAAGCAGCUCAGCAACAACGCUCGUCACGAACUGAAGAUAGCUCUCGCAUAUUAAGGAGCACAUCGGUCGGUCAAGGUCAUCCAGCAAAUCGGCAGCCACUCCGGUCUACCAGCGGUCUUACGAGAACAAUGCAACGCCACCAUCCUCAGAUGUGGAUGUGUCCCGAUCAGGAUGCAUUACCCGAGCCCGCGUCUGGGAAAGCUAGUUCAGAGCUGAAAUCUUGGCUGAGAGCAGAAUCCCAACAAAAUGAAGAUUCCAUCAUGGAGACCGGCGACGAUAAAUCUCAGAAUGUGGAAAAGACUGAGGCUGCUGAAAAAGAAGCGUCGUUAAGUACCAGUUCCCAGACCGCCCUGAACAUUGGUGUAUACCUUGAGACAAUCAUCAGCCUGAUGAAGAAUGGCUGUGAUUGGGAGGUUUACAGCUACAUCCUUGUUCACUUGGCUUCACAGUUGACAAACCAAGCUCUGUUUGUUGGCGCUAUUCCGCAAAUUCGGACUUUGAGAGAGCUGCUUUGCGAUCAAAUCAAGAACAGCACCUACUACGACCCGCCCUUGUCAUCUGGCCUGCGGAAAGCCGAUGUUGCCAUCUGUAUCUUCCAGAUUCUAAACAUGGUUAUGAGUUAUCAUCGUCACUUCUCCAAGGUCGACCAAGGCGAGAUUGUUCGAACAUUCCUACAAGGUGUCGGCGAGAAAACCUCAAAGUGCUGUAUCCACGCACUCUCCAUCUGCUGCCACGAGCUUCCUGGGUCAACAAGCAAAUCUCUUGUGCACAUCCUCCAGAAAAUGUCCCAGAUAAUUACCCAGAGUCAUGUGGCCAUCCAUAUUCUCGAAUUCCUGGCAUGUCUAGCGAGGUUGCCAGAUCUUUAUGUGAAUUUCCGCGAGGAAGAGUACCGCAUAGUAUUUGCAAUAUGCUUUCGAUAUCUACAAUAUGUUCGUGACCAGCAGGCGAAGGAUUCCAGUAACCGCAACAGUAAUCCUCUCGGCCGGAGCACCACAACAUCACCUGAUCCUCGCGGACAGACUGAAUCAAGGAUGGCAGAGAGCAAUUUUGAGCCAAAUACAUCAGACGACUUGCCUCAAUAUGUGUAUGCAUUAGCGUACCAUGUCAUCAUUUUCUGGUUCCUUGCUUUGAAGCUCCCAGAUCGUGCUGGACAGGUUAGCUGGAUCACCAGGAAUCUCGUCUCAACCGAUAUCAACGGAAAGGAAAGAAUCGAUGAGCAAGCCCAGGUCACUCUGGACUUCAUGCAAAGAGUAGCUUAUGCAGAUGUUGAUGAGUCCGACGCUGAUCCUUCUUUUACAGAAGAGAUCUUUGGCGAGAUUCAAAAGAAAAGGUGGAUCAUCGGAAAUAGUCUGAUCACGGUUGAGCAAGCGACCCGAGGUGAUUGGGCUCAAAUCACUAAACGUCAACCUUCCGGUACAUCUUGUUAUAUCAUUCAAGAGAAGUUCAUUAGACCGCCACCUCAUCAGGACCCUGGUCUUGCUGAUGUCAUGAAGGAUGGACGCCUCUCUGACGAAAAUGUUAAGUUGCCGAGCCAUCUUCUGCUUCAACUCUCGGCUUCAAUUCCUCAGAUAGGUGAUGCUACGCGGCCAAUUCCAUUGCCUAAUAAUGAAGAUAUGGAGCGUGCCGUGCAGGGAUUUAACCGACUCUUUACAGUGGAUGGUCACAAAGUGGGAGUGAUAUACAUUGGCGAGAACCAAACCAAUGAGAUCGAAAUCCUUGCAAACAUACAGGGCAGUAGUGACUAUACCGAGUUUCUCUCACGUCUCGGCACACUCACCAAGUUGCAGGGAGCCAAGUUCAAUACUCAAGGCCUAGACAAGGAAUACGACUCCGAUGGGAAAUACACCUUCUGCUGGCGUGAUCGAGUCGCAGAAAUAGUGUUCCAUGUAACGACGCAGAUGCCAACGAAUUUGGAUAGAGACCCUCAAUGCAUCGGCAAGAAACGCCACAUUGGAAACGACUUCGUCAACAUUAUCUUCAACAAUUCUGGGCUUCCAUUUCGCUUUGACACAUUUCCAUCGCAGUUCAACUAUGUGAACAUAGUCAUCACACCAGAGUCUCGGGCGUCAUUCGUUGCAACGCGAUUCAGAUCUAAGAUGCAUGCAGAUGAUGCAUUCUACAAGGUGCAGGUCAUGAGCAAGCCCGGGUUCCCAGAGAUAUCACCUGCUGCGGAGACCAAAAUCAUGAGCCUAGCGGCGCUGCCUGGAUUCAUCCGUUUACUGGCCCUCAACGCAUCCGUUUUCUCACUGGUCUGGUCAAAUCGAGAGGGAGGAGAGCAUGUGUCAUCCUGGCGAAGCAGAUUGCAAGCGAUUAACCGAAUAAAAGAGAGAUACACACCCAAGAGUUCUAGUACGACAGCCACGUCGCCUCCAGGAACAUCCAACGGGGUGAACAUCCGCGAUAGCAUCAGUAGUCUUCGACGAUCUUCAGUUGCGAAUUUCUUAAUCAAUACAGCGCCUGAACCAGCCUCGCAGCGUUCAUCGGUACUUUCCACUGCUGAAACUGAGGUUGGUCUCGGGACUGGCGAGGAGAGUCUGUUAGAAUCUCUUGAUUUUUCAAAAUGGGCGUAA
This is a messenger RNA of Cadophora gregata, 4848 nucleotides long. It is a transcript of the gene TSC2, whose product is annotated as Tuberous sclerosis 2-like protein. Gene Ontology annotation, biological process: positive regulation of GTPase activity; regulation of small GTPase mediated signal transduction; negative regulation of TOR signaling. The coding region runs from base 1 to 4848 and encodes 1615 amino acids. Gene Ontology annotation, cellular component: cytoplasm; nucleus; TSC1-TSC2 complex. The record is from RefSeq and is a predicted model, not a curated record. Gene Ontology annotation, molecular function: GTPase activator activity. Lineage: Eukaryota; Fungi; Ascomycota; Leotiomycetes; Helotiales; Ploettnerulaceae. The transcript is spliced from 2 exons.